Messenger RNA from Phaedon cochleariae (mustard beetle), 1126 nucleotides. The record is from the annotation of a GenBank genome assembly. NCBI's taxonomy places the organism in Eukaryota, Metazoa, Arthropoda, Insecta, Coleoptera, Chrysomelidae.
AUGGCUACUGUUACCUCUAACAAAUCAAAACAAGCCGUGGGAUCAAUUCUACCUAUCAUGGCUAAAGCAAAAAUUCAUACUUGGCAGCCUAGAAUUAAAUUGUUUGCCUCAAUGGCUCUCAGCGUUUUAUCUAACUCCAUUCCUGUAUGGAGCUUAAGGUAUUUGGAUGUUUUAGAACGAGUUCAACUAAAUUUUUUAAAAAGAGUUCUCUUAGUACCUUCCAAUACCCCAGAUGCCAUUGUUCGCCUUGAGACUGGAAGAGUCAAAUUUGCACAUUCCGAUUACCGCAAUGAACGUUAUGAUGAGUCGUUCACUCAGUACGCCCUCUUAUCGGAACUGGGAUACGAAGCUGCGCAGAGUAACGCUGCCUUCAUGUUGGACAGAGGGGAAGUUCCCAUGUUCACGACUCACGAGUCUUUGGUUAGGGCUCUGCUGUUUUGGGGGAGAGCAGCUGCCCAGGGCUACUCUGCGGCUCAGGUGAAACUGGGCGACUACUACUACUACGGCCUCGGCACGCCCGUCGACUUCGAAAUGGCCGCCACGCACUACCGGCUGGCCUCCGACCAGCAGCACAACGCGCAGGCCAUGUUCAACCUGGGCUACAUGCACGAGCGGGGCCUCGGCAUGGAGCAGGACAUGCACCUGGCCAAAAGGCUAUACGACCGCGCGGCGGACACCAGCUCGGAUGCCAAGGUGCCGGUGGCGUUAGCUCUGCUCAAGCUGAACGUGCUGUUCGGCGUCGAGAGCAUUCACGAGGAGAUGUACCAGAUAAAAUGAAAAUUACCAAAGUCAGACCAGUCCACAAAACUUGUCAGAGAGAUAAAAUGGAGAACUACAGACCUAUUUCAAUAUAACCAGUUAUUUCUAAAAUUAUGGAAAAAGUAAUGAAUUACCGAUUGCAAGAAUAUCUAGAGGCAAAGAAAUAUCUUUACAGCCAUCAAUAUGGCUUUCGGGGGUCAUGUGAUACGGAGUCUGCAGUUAUGGAUGUUGUAACAGAUUUCCAAUUGCAACUAGAUCCAUCAAGAUAUGUGGACUCCCAUCAAUUGACUCAAGGAAGGCAUUUAAUACUGUAAAUCAUGAAAUUCUCUUGAAUGAAUUGUAUUGUAUUGGUCUAAGAGGUCCUGUC